Messenger RNA from Ambispora leptoticha, 921 nucleotides. The record is from the annotation of a GenBank genome assembly. Lineage: Eukaryota; Fungi; Glomeromycota; Glomeromycetes; Archaeosporales; Ambisporaceae.
AUGUUGAUUCACGAGAUUAACGCAUUAGAAGCUAUAAAAAAUAAAGUCAGAGAAACUAACAGGAAAGCAAACGAGAUUGAUGAAUUGUUUGAGAAAAUAUUGAAAUUCCUUCUUGAGCAAAACUCGAAUCUUAUUUCACGAUGGAAAUCCCUCAAAAACGAGUGGAAGGAAUUAAUUCGUUCAAGUCGACAAGACGCAAAAUCUUUAAGCGACUUCAUCUUAUACUUCAAAAAUGAACUCCUUCCGCAAUUAAAUUCCGCCUAUUCGCAUGAACAAAAACAAGAAUACAUUACAGAAGUAUUGAUUCAUCGAAUAUCUCGUGAAAGAGAAGAAUCAAAGCAACAUCUUGAGAAAUUUAAUAAAUUGCGCGAAGAUAUUAUAGCUUUUUCGAUCAGGUUUAAAAGAAUUCAAGAUAUCGAAAAGUUAACUUCAGAUUUGGCUACUCUGAAUGCAGAAUGCUCCUCUAUCAAUAUUACGAUUGGAUGUUUAGUUGCUGCGUUUGUGAUUGGGGGUUUAGUUAUCUUCGGUGGACCUUGGGCAAAGUCAAUUUUAAAUUAUAAGUAUGCUAAGUUAGCAGCACUAAUUUCCAGCUUUAUCGGAUCAUCCUUCGUAAUAUACAAAUUUGUUCAAAAAGGAGGUAAAAAGAAGGAAAUAGAGGAAAUAAAUAAGGUGCUCAAUGCAGAGUCCAACAUUAAUAAGAUAACCGAAGAUAUGAAGUCUCUAGGUGGUUUAUGGGAAUACUUCGAGAUGCUUUUUACCAAUUACGCAAAAUCUUUGGGUCAAACAACAAUAGACCUCAGUAAUGCUGGUAAUAAUGGAUUUUCUCUAGAUAGGAUAAAUUCCAAUAUUAAUCAUUCAACGAUGGAAUUGGUUAAAUUAGCCUCUUACCUCGAUCUUUAUGCAGCUAACAUUACUUUUUAG